ACCACCACCACUACUACUACUACUACUACUACAACAACAACAUUUAUUUUCUUUUAUAAUACUACUAUUGUUUGAGUAUACUAUUUACCUAAACUACAUACACAAAAAAAAAACCUCCUCAAGUUUACCAAAUAUGGUUACCGUGGAGGAAUUUCGCAAGGCACAACGGGCCGAGGGCCCGGCCACCAUCAUGGCGAUCGGCACGGCUACACCCGCCAAUUGUGUCCUUCAGAGUGAGUAUCCGGAUUACUACUUCAGGAUCACCAAUAGUGAACACAAAACUGAGCUCAAAGAAAAGUUCAAGCGCAUGUGUGACAAAUCCAUGAUUAGAAAACGUUACAUGCAUUUAACUGAGGAGAUUCUCAAAGAAAAUCCAAAUCUUUGUGCUUAUGAGGCACCAUCAUUGGAUGCAAGACAAGAUAUGGUUGUUGUUGAAGUACCUAAAUUGGGUAAAGAGGCUGCUACAAAGGCCAUCAAAGAAUGGGGCCAGCCCAAAUCAAAGAUAACCCAUUUGGUAUUUUGUACCACUAGUGGUGUGGACAUGCCUGGUGCUGAUUACCAGCUCACUAAGUUAUUGGGCCUUAGACCAUCAGUCAAACGUUUGAUGAUGUAUCAACAAGGUUGUUUUGCUGGUGGAACUGUUCUUCGUUUAGCCAAAGAUUUGGCUGAAAAUAACAAAGGUGCUCGUGUAUUGGUUGUUUGUUCUGAAAUUACUGCUGUUACUUUUCGUGGGCCUAAUGAUACCCAUCUCGAUAGUCUUGUGGGCCAGGCCCUAUUUGGUGAUGGUUCGGCUGCUUUGAUUGUUGGGUCUGACCCAAUUCCUGAAGUUGAAAAGCCCAUUUUUGAAUUGGUCUCUGCGGCCCAAACUAUACUUCCUGAUAGUGAUGGUGCUAUUGAUGGUCAUUUACGUGAAGUUGGGCUUACUUUUCAUUUGCUUAAAGAUGUUCCUGGGCUUAUUUCUAAGAAUAUUGAGAAGAGUUUAAAUGAGGCUUUUAAGCCUUUGGGUAUUUCUGAUUGGAACUCACUUUUUUGGAUUGCUCAUCCUGGUGGCCCAGCUAUUUUGGACCAAGUUGAGUCCAAAUUGGCUCUUAAGACUGAGAAAUUACGUGCCACUAGACAUGUGCUUAGUGAGUAUGGUAAUAUGUCAAGUGCUUGUGUUUUGUUCAUUUUGGAUGAGAUGAGAAGGAAGUGUGUUGAAGAUGGGCUUAACACCACUGGUGAAGGACUUGAAUGGGGUGUCUUGUUUGGAUUUGGGCCUGGCCUCACUGUUGAAACUGUGGUCCUUCACAGUGUGGCUAUUUAGAUUAUAUAUUACUUUAAUGGGCUUUUAGUGGGCCCACACAGCCCAUUGCUUUCUUCUUGUGUUUUCUUUGAACUUGUUUGUAUUUGGGUCAUUUUGCGAUUGGUGAUUUGUGAUUCUGUGAGGGAAACCCCACAGUAGUCUAGUCAAAGUCUUCUUAAAUUAAUGCUUGUGUUGCUAAGGGAUUUGUGUAGCAACUUAUUAUAUAGUGAAGAAUAAUAUGCUCCAUUUUUUUGGAGUAAAGUAUUAAUUUCA
Molecule: messenger RNA, 1555 nt
Organism: Cannabis sativa
Lineage: Eukaryota; Viridiplantae; Streptophyta; Magnoliopsida; Rosales; Cannabaceae
Product: naringenin-chalcone synthase-like
Exons: 2
Coding region: 134-1303 (389 amino acids)
Biological process (GO): polyketide biosynthetic process
Molecular function (GO): acyltransferase activity, transferring groups other than amino-acyl groups
Source: RefSeq, marked validated